CUUCUAGGUCGGCAGUUGCCAUGGAAUCUGGACCCAAAAUGUUGGCCCCCAUUUGCCUGGUGGAAAACAACAAUGACAAGCUGUUGGUGAACCAGCAAGCUAUACAGAUUCUUGACAAGAUUUCUCAGCCAGUGGUGGUGGUGGCCAUUGUUGGACUGUACCGUACAGGCAAAUCCUACUUGAUGAACCGUCUGGCAGGAGAGAAUCAUGGCUUCCCUCUGGGCUCCACCGUGCAGUCUGAAACCAAGGGCAUCUGGAUGUGGUGCGUGCCCCACCCCUCCAAGCCAAACCACACCCUGGUCCUUCUGGACACUGAGGGUCUGGGCGAUGUAGAAAAGGGUGACCCUAAGAAUGACUCCUGGAUCUUUGCCCUGGCUGUGCUCCUGUGCAGCACCUUCGUCUACAAUAGCAUGAGCACCAUCAACUACCAGGCCCUGGAGCAACUGCAUUAUGUGACGGAGCUCACAGAACUCAUUAAGGCAAAGUCCUACCCAAGGCCUGAUGGAGUAGAAGAUUCCACAGAGUUCGUGAGUUUCUUUCCAGACUUUAUUUGGACUGUACGGGAUUUCACUCUGGAGCUGAAGUUGAAUGGUGACCCUAUCACAGAAGAUGAGUACCUGGAGAACGCCUUGAAGCUGAUUCAAGGCAAGAAUCCCAAAGUUCAAACAUCCAAUUUGCCCAGGGAGUGCAUCAGGCUUUUCUUUCCAAAACGGAAGUGUUUUGUCUUUGAUCGGCCAACACAUGACAAAGACCUUCUAGCCAAUAUCGAGAAGGUGUCAGAAAAGCAACUGGAUCCCAAAUUCCAGGAACAAACAAACAUUUUCCGUUCUUACAUCUUCACGCAUGCAAGAACCAAGACCCUCAGGGAGGGAAUCACAGUCACUGGGAAUCGUCUAGGAACUCUGGCAGUGACUUACGUAGAUGCCAUCAACAGUGGAGCGGUGCCUUGUCUGGAGAAUGCAGUGAUAACUCUGGCCCAGCGUGAGAACUCAGCUGCCAUGCAGAGGGCAGCCGACUACUACAGCCAGCAGAUGUCCCAGCGAGUGAAGCUCCCCACAGACACACUCCAGGAGCUGCUGGACGUGCAUGCGGCCUGUGAGAGGGAAGCCAUUGCAGUCUUCAUGGAGCACUCCUUCAAGGAUGAAAACCAGGAAUUCCAGAAGAAGCUCGUGGAAAUCACAAUGAAUAAGAAGGGGGAUUUCUUGCUGCAGAAUGAAGAGUCCUCUGUUCAAUACUGCCAGGCUAAACUCAAUGAGCUCUCAAAGGGCCUAAUGGAAAGUAUCUCAGCAGGAAGUUUCUCUGUUCCUGGAGGGCACAAGCUCUACAUGGAAACAAAGGAAAAGAUUGAACAAGACUAUUGGCAAGUCCCCAGGAAAGGAGUAAAGGCAAAAGAGGUCUUCCAGAGGUUCCUGGAGUCACAGGUGGUGAUAGAGAAAUCCAUCUUGCAGUCGGAUAAAGCCCUCACUGAUAGAGAGAAGGCAAUAGCAGUGGAUCGGGCCAAGAAGGAGGCAGCUGAGAAGGAACAGGAACUUUUAAAACAGAAAUUACAGGAGCAGCAGCAACAGAUGGAGGCUCAAGAGAAGAGUCUCAAGGAAAACAUAGCCCAGCUGAAGGAGAAGCUGCAGACGGAGAGAGAACACCUACUGAGAGAGCAGAAUAUGAUGCUGGAGCACAAGCUGAAGGUCCAGAAAGAUUUGCUUGAUGAAGGAUUUAAGAAGAAAUGUGAGGAGAUGAAUGCAGAGAUAAAUCAACUAAAACAUAUGAUUGAUACUACAAAAAAUGAUGAUACUCCCUGGAUUGCACAAACCUUGGACAAACUUGGCAAUGAGCUAACUUCAAUAUUGUCUGGUCCUGCUAAAUUAAUUGGUCAGGUUGUCAAAGGUGUGAGCUCACUCUUUAAAUAG
Messenger RNA from Mandrillus leucophaeus (drill), 1904 nucleotides. RefSeq names its product guanylate-binding protein 6-like. The coding region runs from base 21 to 1904 and encodes 627 amino acids. Lineage: Eukaryota; Metazoa; Chordata; Mammalia; Primates; Cercopithecidae. Gene Ontology annotation, molecular function: GTP binding; GTPase activity. Gene Ontology annotation, biological process: defense response to protozoan; defense response to Gram-positive bacterium. The record is from RefSeq and is a predicted model, not a curated record. The transcript has 10 exons.